Uranotaenia lowii is the source of this 1478-nucleotide messenger RNA. RefSeq lists its product as uncharacterized. The transcript has a single exon. The record is from RefSeq and is a predicted model, not a curated record. The coding region runs from base 109 to 1161 and encodes 350 amino acids. Lineage: Eukaryota; Metazoa; Arthropoda; Insecta; Diptera; Culicidae.
GCGUCGCGAGACAGUUUUACCCCACAGUUUCCCCAAUCGAGAGUACGUUUGCCUGUUCUGUUUGUUGGUUGUUUUUGAAGGAGGGAUAGAAAUUUCGUCAGCUUGAGGAUGAAUAGCCAGAUGAUUGGAUCGAUUUCGGAGUUCAACAGUUCAUAUGACGAUUGGAAUGUGUACAGUGAGCGAUUGGAGCAGUUCUUUGAAGUUAAUGACGUUGCGCCAGAAAAGAGGAGCGCUUUCUUGAUCAGUGUUAUUGGAGCUGAUGCGUACAAGAGUUUGCGAGAUUUGUGCCACCCAACGGUGCCCAAGGAUAAACCCUUCGAGGAGCUAUGUGAGCUGCUGAGGAAGCAGUUUAGCCCUCAGGUUUCGAUUUUCCGGGAGAGAGCCAAGUUCUACAACGCCCGGCAAUUGACGCACGAAACCGUGAUCGAUUGGUAUGGGGAGAUAAAGAAGCUGUCGGUGGAUUGCAAAUUCGGAUCGAAUCUGGACGCAGUUUUGCUGGAUAAGUUUAUCACCGGACUGAACCCAGGUCAGGUGUUGGAUCGAUUGUGCGAAGAGAAGGAAACCUUGAAACUUGAACAGGCCCUGGAUAUUGCGAUCAACAAGGAGUGUGCAACUAAGGAAAGUGGAUCCUCACCGUUUCCGAUUUGUGGUAAAAAAGGUGGAAUUCGACAGGAAUUCCCGAAACCACUCAUUUGUCCACCUGGUCCUGGUCCCACUGGAUAUCGCCACCCUCAAUUUGGCACCGGUUUCGGAGGCAAAGCACUCAAUCAAACCUUCGGAGCUCCAGCUGCUCCCGUAACAUUCGGCGGAACACCUAUUCAAACCUUCGGAGCCGCUCCCGCUGCUCCCUUAGCAUUCGGGGCACCGGCUGCAGCUUCUGCGAGUCUUUUCGCUGCUCCCCAAGCCAAGUUUGCUCUGUGCGCCGCUGCACCAGCAGCCGAAGAGCGCACGAUCUGUGACGAUGGCGCUCCCGAAACCUGUGAUCGAGCUGGCGAAGAUGUGCUUGAAGCCAAAGGAGGGCUCGGAGGAGCAGCAGCGGCAGUUGCUAAGGCUCCCAGGCGCCGUCAACGACGUCGUGGCGCAACUCGUCGCGCUGCUGCUGGCGGCGCUGCUGGUGAAGAUGCUUCUGAGCGAGGCUCGGUUGCGGGCGAAGAACAAUGAGCUAUGACGACUGAUGACGCACCGGAUGUGAGCUCUUGAAGAUUAGUUGGUAGCUAGAUUAGAUAGGAACUGAUAGACGAUAACAAAUGCGCAUUUAAACGAGUGCAAGUGAUUGUGAUAGUAUUUUUUCUGUCUGUUUGUUGCGAUUGAGGGCAACUUAGUAUUUGAAACGAAUACAAUUUCUGAUAAUGUUAGCUUAGUGAUAGGAUUGAUAGGUUUUGUUGAUGAUUGAAACAAAUUAAAGUCAAUCAAUAAUGUUAGAAAAUUGAAAUAAGUAAAUUAUGAUACGAAAUAAAAUGAAACAUUUUUUAAACAGA